AUGAAUCGACAACGAGAGGCCGAAAAGGCCCUUCAUGAUCAAACAAAUAUUCUACCCUUCGCGCAACUCAUGGUUGUCUUCACGGGUCUGGCAAUUUCUUUGCUGAUUUGCAUGGUGGAUCAGAAUGGUAUCAGUGUCACGCUACCAACGAUCUCACGCGAACUUGGGGCCCAGAAUACGAUAUCUUGGGCUGGAACCUCAUCGCUAAUUGCAAAUACCAUGUUCACGGUGCUAUACGGCCGACUGUCAGAUAUCUUUGGCCGGAAGAUUAUGUACAUCUCCGCAUUGGUGCUGUUGUGUAUUGCAGACUUGCUCUGUGGUUUAUCCCAGAACCCGGCUAUGUUUUAUGUUUUCCGAGGCUUGGCUGGUGUCGCUGGUGGUGGUGUUACCUCCUUGACGAUGAUUAUUGUCUCCGAUAUCGUGACCCUGGAAAAGCGAGGCAAGUACCAGGGUAUCCUGGGUGCAUCACUGGGUCUUGGUAAUAUCAUUGGACCAUUUCUGGGUGCUGCAUUCACCAUGCGUUCAACGUGGCGCGGUUUCUUCUGGCUGAUUUCUCCAUUGGCUGCUUGCUCUGCAGUCGUCGGAUACUUCCUCAUUCCGAAUAAUGCACGCAAAGAUAGCUUCCGGGAAAACGUUGGACGCAUUGACUGGUUCGGGCUAUUUGCCUCGUCCAUUGGUAUCAUUUUCCUCUUGAUUCCUAUCUCGGGAGGUGGAUCCUAUUUCCCCUGGGAUUCACCGAUGGUCAUCAGUAUGCUCGUUAUCGGAGGUUGUGCAUUUGUCGCAUUCUUCUUCAUUGAGUGGAAAGUGGCUACACUUCCGAUGCUACCAGUGGGUUUCUUCAAAAAUAAGGUUGUCUCUGCAAUAUUCGUGCAGACGUUUCUGUUUGGUGCCGUUUACCAGGCAAAUCUCUACUACCUGCCACUGUACUACCAGAAUGCCCGUGGCUGGUCACCAAUUGCCUCAGCAGCCAUGACAUGUCCUAUGGUUGCCGCCCAGUCAAUCUUUUCAAUCACAUCUGGGCUGUACAUCUCGCGAGUAAAGCGCUAUGGUGAGGUCAUCUGGACUGGAUUUGGCUUGUGGACCUUGGGGUCUGGCCUCAUGUUAUUGCUCGGUACCCACACCCAUCCAGCCGUUAUUGCAGUCAUUGUGGCACUCAUGGGCGCCGGAAUUGGCUUCACAUUCCAACCCACUCUCGUGGCCCUGCAAGCACAUUGCACCAAGUCUCAAAGAGCAGUUGUGAUUGCAAACCGCAACUUCUUCCGCUGCAUUGGUGGCUCAUGUGGUCUCGCCAUCUCUGCAGCAAUUCUGCAGGCCACUCUUCGCUCUCACCUACCAACCAAAUUCGCGUACCUGGCAGAGUCUUCGUACUCGCUUCCUUCAAGAGCGAAUCUCAGUGCAACUGAGUGGGCUUCAAUCCUCAUGUCUUAUAGCAAGGCUUCUCACGCAGUAUUUAUCCUCCAGGUCCCUCUCAUUGGGGCGUGUUUCCUGACAUGUGCCUUCGUGCGUGACAGAGGUCUGGUGCGACCAAAAGAGCCGGAAGAGAUAGAAGGGGAGAAGCGAAAAGCCCAAGAAGCAAGAGAUACCGAGGCCGCUCCUUCUGAAUACACUGAGGAGUCUGUCGACCAUGAUACAAACCACCAGGGCGAGAAGCGUCAUUCUAUGUCGACACUCGCCGAAUCAAAGAUGUCGCCUUCUCGGGCGGAACCUUACACCGAAGAAUACGGAGAGAACCAACAACAACAGCACCGAGCCACUUGA
This is a messenger RNA of Penicillium coprophilum, 1758 nucleotides long. Its product is annotated as putative MFS transporter. The transcript has 3 exons. NCBI's taxonomy places the organism in Eukaryota, Fungi, Ascomycota, Eurotiomycetes, Eurotiales, Aspergillaceae. Gene Ontology annotation, molecular function: transmembrane transporter activity. The record is from RefSeq and is a predicted model, not a curated record. Gene Ontology annotation, biological process: transmembrane transport. The coding region runs from base 1 to 1758 and encodes 585 amino acids.